UUCUUCUUGAAUCACAAAGAAGCCUUCCGAACACAUCUGAGUUGCAAAGUUUGGUUCUGAUGUAGGCAUGGAUAGUCUACUCACUCCUGUGAGUACUUCUUACAAGAACCAGGAACAAAACCCCCCCGAUGCUUUAGUCGAAGUUUUCAAGCCAGUCGCAAAGUCGCAAGCUCCUUCUCAAGUAGGAACACCGGUUGAAGCUUUGGAGAUACUGCGGAAUGAGCCCGACUAUGAAACGUUAGUCUUAACGUUAAAUUAUCUGGAUGAAAAUACUGAAGGGUUUGUUGUCACAUCUCCGAGUCCACUUGCAGCUCAGAUAGUCAAUGCCCUGGUCUCAGAUGUCGUUCCUACUUACUGGGUCAUCUUCCACGAGCCACGCAAGGCAAAGAGCUCAGAAGUCGCACCAAGAGGGAAGCUGAAGUCUUCAUCCGAGCUCGAGCUUCUCCUGUCCUGUCUUCGGAGUGUGACAGGUUUGAACGCAAUCUUGCUACGGUUGAAGCAACAUAUCCAGGAAGCCAAGGCUCGCAAGAAGGAAGUUGGCGGGCAUAAUGUUCAAGACAGCUUGAGCAUACUGGUUCAACUUCUACAAGCUCUUCUCCAAGGUUCCAAGACGGUCUAUAUGUUUUGGAUGCAAAUUUGUAAAAGCAGUGAUGCGGUUGCAAAGCAGAAAGCCGUGUGGAAUGAGCUCCUAAGUGCAAUAGCAGGGGGCAAACUUUUAGGCAUUGCUGCUGAAGCCGAAGAUGUUAUCAACGACCUGAGUAAAAGUGUCCAGGAGAGGAGCUGGGCAGCAGAUGGCAAGCAAUAUGGCCUCUGGCUUGCUCAAAACAUUUCUUACUGGGCAAAGAAAGCAUCUCCAACAUCUGAAAACGGAUGGAGCAAUUGUGGAGAGUUGUUGGGGAAAUCACUGCGUCUAGGAUACUCAGACACUAUCGUCAAGGAGCUUCUGACUUCACUGGCACUCGGCGACGCUAAAUACCAACCUCACCUUGAGAAACUACUAGAAAGCCUCUCCAACAUCGAACAACGGAAUGUACUUUACACGGUCUUGAAUCUUCUUUCCCGAGACUAUCUAUCAGCGGCCAUUCCCACUGAGGAUAACUCAGAGUGGUGGCAAUCAGAUUCGAGGGCAAUCUCCGCAGCCGCAGGUCUGAUUACUGCGGUAAUCGCCAAGGCAGAAACCAGGAAAGCCAACCUGGUUUCUUGGUUAACCAAUUCCUCUGGAGCUGGCGUUGGAGAAGGGAUUGCUAUUCGUCGUGCUGCCUUGGUAACCAUAGCUGAGAGCAAGUCUGAUGUAGAAUCAGUAUUUGACAAAAGUCUUUCCCAGUUUGGUAACAAAUUGUAUAUCAAACAUACUCCCACAUUACAACAAGAAGUUCAUGCUCAAGUUCUUUUGCUGGCAGCUGGCUAUGUCCACCGAACGGCACCGCUGCGUCUCACAAUGAUGAUGAGAUCGGGCAGCCAUCUUGGCGUAGUCUCAAAUAGACUUGCUGCAUCAUCUCCUCGUGCCAGGUUUCUUGGCAUGGUUGUGGGUGAAGCUCUUUCCAGCCUUGUAGACAAGGGAGACAAGCGAAUGGAUUUCAAAAUUGAUGAGAUGACCACUUCAGAAGCGAAAUGGUUCAAAAGCUUGGUCCAUGUUAAGGAUAUGAUAGGACCCAUUCAGGGUCUGAUAGAUGGAUCCUUGACGAAGACAUCUACGCCCAAAAAGGCUCAAGCUCACAAACCAACAUCGAAGCCGACAUCAGCGCCUACAGGAUCCAAGAUUGUUGCGAUUGAAGAGAUCGAAGACGAUGACGACGAUGAGGAACAGGAGUCAGAUGACGAUGGCUUGGUACCAUAUCAGAAACUAGAUUCCGAUGUUGAGGAUUCGGACGAAGAUGCGACCCUAGUUACUCGUAACAAGCCUACAGCCCCAGUCUAUGUCCGUGAUUUGAUCACAUACUUACGAGACACGGAAAACUACGACCGACAGAAACUAGCUUUAUCAACAGCAGCACCACUGAUCCGACGGAAAGCCAACUUUGGUACAGAAGUCUCGUCUCACGCCCAAGAAUUAGCUACACUACUCCUAGGCCUUCAAGAUAAGUAUGAGAUUGAAAAUUUCCAAGACAUGAGAAUACAAGGCAUGAUUGCCAUUCUCAUCGCCUUACCUCUCAAGAUGGGACAAUGGUACUCUAAGACCUUCUUCGAUGGCGACUACUCUCUCUCUCAGAGAGCCUCCGUACUCACUACCCUAGGCCUUGGCGCUCGCGAACUAGGAGGUUUCGGUUCGGAAGAUGAAGCUCUCACCGCUACUUCCAAAGCUAUUCCCAAUGCCUCAUUUCCGUCCAAGACUCUCCCAGCAAGCAUGCACAAAAUCUACGCCGCUCCUUCACCCACACACAAAGGACCCCCGUCUGCACUCGACUCUCUAUCAACACAACUCACCAACACGAUGAUAGCACCCAUGGCCGCCACCCUAGCAGACAAAAUAACCGGUCCCUCCAUUCUCAAAAUUCGCACCUUCAGCUCGCGUAUGGCGGUCGAGAAGAAACGGAAGAAGCCCAUCGCCAACAGCCUCGCCAAAGUGGUCGCAGAUGGGUUCUUCUUCCCUCUGACCGGGCGCUUCUUCAUUUACCUCAAAGCUUAUGGAUCAUCAAGUUCAAACGUCAUAUUCCAGCCUUAUCUCCUUUCUUUGUUCAUCAAGACGUUAUCGUUACUGUUACAUGCUAGUGGACCGAAUACGUUGAGCCUACCACAGAUGACGGCUGAGUUCUGGGAUUUGUUGCUGGGGCUGAGGAUGCAGGGUGUGGGAGAUAUUGUGGUUAUGGAGGCGUUGUUGUUUGGGUUCAUGACUAUACUUGAGUUGAAUGAGGAUAAGAGACGGCUGGUUGAUGCUCACGGUCGGCAGAUGUUGGAGACGCAAGAGUGGGUUGAGGGUGUAUUUGGAAGGGUUGGAGCUGGUGGAAGUGAGGAGGAUGAGAGAGUUAGAAUGUUAGCUGCGGGCGUGCUGGUCAGGAUUAGAGAGAUUGUAGAGAAGUACCAGGCUUUGCUCAUGGGAGAUCUUGCUAGCUUCUGAUGAGGCCUAGGUAGUAGCAAGUUGUAAUCACGAUAAUGGCUCAUAGUCUUUGAAAUGGUAUCAUCAUUGAAAUGUGUCUGCCAGCUGGUCAUGUCCAGCUACAAACGCCGCGCUAUGAUUUCGUAG
Molecule: messenger RNA, 3181 nt
Organism: Mollisia scopiformis
Lineage: Eukaryota; Fungi; Ascomycota; Leotiomycetes; Helotiales; Mollisiaceae
Exons: 3
Coding region: 68-3055 (995 amino acids)
Biological process (GO): protein stabilization; telomere maintenance via telomerase
Cellular component (GO): cytosol
Molecular function (GO): Hsp90 protein binding; telomeric repeat DNA binding
Source: RefSeq, a predicted model, not a curated record